Messenger RNA from Aspergillus alliaceus, 891 nucleotides. RefSeq names its product mitochondrial carrier domain-containing protein. The transcript is spliced from 5 exons. Gene Ontology annotation, molecular function: tricarboxylate secondary active transmembrane transporter activity. The record is from RefSeq and is a predicted model, not a curated record. The coding region runs from base 1 to 891 and encodes 296 amino acids. Gene Ontology annotation, biological process: alpha-ketoglutarate transport; mitochondrial citrate transmembrane transport. NCBI's taxonomy places the organism in Eukaryota, Fungi, Ascomycota, Eurotiomycetes, Eurotiales, Aspergillaceae. Gene Ontology annotation, cellular component: mitochondrion.
AUGUCCGCCUUUCACCACUCGACCCCCGACGCCAGGGUCAAGAAAAGGGAGAUAGGAGCGAGUAACCUUUUGCUCGGUGCUAGUUUAAACAUGUUUGAAGUAACGACGCUCGGACAGCCGCUAGAAGUCGUGAAGACGACUAUGGCAGCGAACCGGUCUGAUUCGUUUAUAACAGCUCUACGACGCGUCUGGUCCCGAGGGGGAAUUGCCGGUUAUUACCAGGGUUUAAUUCCUUGGGCCUGGAUUGAAGCUUCGACAAAAGGCGCCGUCCUGCUCUUCGUUGCCUCCGAAGUAGAGUAUCGGUCGCGGAGUCUUGGGGCCGGCGAGUUCUUGUCUGGCAUCGCUGGAGGAAUGGUCGGCGGUGCGGUUCAGGCCUAUGCGACGGUCGGGUUCUGUACCUGCAUGAAGACAGCGGAAAUUACUCGGCUCAAACAGGCCGCCGCCGGGCUGAAACCACCGGGCACCUUGGAGACGUUUGCCACGAUAUUUCGGAAUGAAGGCUUGCGAGGCAUCAACAAAGGAGUCAAUGCCGUGGCCAUCCGGCAGGUCACCAAUUGGGGUUCUCGAUUUGGCUUCUCCCGACUGGUCGAAGACACGAUCCGCAGGGUAACGGAUAAAGGGCGCGAGGAAAGACUUGGCGUCGCGGAGAAAAUACUGGCCUCGGGUGUCGGUGGCGCUUUGGCCAGCUGGAACCAGCCCAUCGAGGUUAUCCGCGUGGAGAUGCAGAGUCUAAAGGCCGACCCUAAUCGUCCCACGCAAUUGAGUAUUGGCAGCACUUUCCGGUACAUAUAUGCUCAAAGUGGGAUCCGGGGCUUGUAUCGCGGGAUCACCCCUCGCAUCGGUCUAGGAAUCUGGCAGACCGUGUGUAUGGUAGCACUGGGAGACGUGUAA